Messenger RNA from Lycium barbarum (goji berry), 2371 nucleotides. Its product is annotated as cyclin-dependent kinase C-2-like. The transcript is spliced from 12 exons. Gene Ontology annotation, cellular component: nucleus; cyclin-dependent protein kinase holoenzyme complex. The record is from RefSeq and is a predicted model, not a curated record. Bases 407 to 1915 code for a protein of 502 amino acids. Lineage: Eukaryota; Viridiplantae; Streptophyta; Magnoliopsida; Solanales; Solanaceae. Gene Ontology annotation, biological process: positive regulation of transcription elongation by RNA polymerase II; protein phosphorylation. Gene Ontology annotation, molecular function: ATP binding; RNA polymerase II CTD heptapeptide repeat kinase activity; cyclin-dependent protein serine/threonine kinase activity.
GCUCUUUCCAAUAGAUUCUCGGCUCAAGAAAAUCGUGAUGUUUGCAUUUUGAUUGAAAAAAUCAUGGUAUUUGCAUAUUGCUAAUGAAAAACAUUUACACCUAACUCUCAUAGAAGUGUAUUUACUACCGGGAAAUAAAUAUAGCAUUCACCUGUCGCUUCUCCUCUUUAGUCCCAUAUGUUAAUUGUGCCUUCUUUCUUUUCCCCUUUUGGAGAUUCCAUAAUUACCCUUUCUUGAAUUUAGAGUGACUCCACCACUCUCCAAACUGCUUCCUUUUCUCUUAAUCCCCAAUUCUUGAUUUCAUCUUCCUCUAAUUUAUUCAAAACCCUAGUAUUUUCUAGCUGGAUUAUAGGGUAUUGUAGAGGAAUUGAAUCAAGAAAAGGUUCAAUUUGAAGAUCAGUAAGAGAUGGCAAUAGCUGGACCAGAACAACUUAACCUAACAGAAGCUCCAACAUGGGGUUCUAGAACUGUUGAUUGUUUUGAGAAAUUGGAGCAAAUUGGUGAAGGCACUUAUGGUCAAGUUUACAUGGCAAAAGAAAUUAGAACAGGAGAAAUUGUUGCUUUGAAGAAGAUACGUAUGGACAACGAAAGAGAAGGGUUUCCAAUAACUGCAAUACGUGAAAUUAAAAUAUUAAAGAAGCUGCACCAUGAAAAUGUGAUUGACCUGAAAGAGAUCGUAACAUCUCCAGGUCGUGAGAAGGAUGAGCAAGGGAGACCAGAUGGUAACAAGUAUAAGGGUGGAAUCUACAUGGUUUUUGAGUACAUGGACCAUGAUUUGACUGGGCUUGCUGAUCGUCCUGGAAUGAGAUUUUCAGUUCCGCAGAUUAAGUGUUAUAUGAGGCAGCUUUUGACAGGACUUCACUAUUGUCAUGUGAAUCAAGUACUUCAUCGUGAUAUUAAAGGUUCCAAUCUUCUCAUUGACAACAAAGGCAAUUUGAAGCUUGCCGAUUUUGGGCUUGCUCGAUCCUUCUCAAAUGAUCACAAUGCAAAUCUUACAAAUCGUGUGAUUACUUUAUGGUACAGACCACCUGAGCUGCUUCUUGGAACCACAAAGUAUGGUCCAGCUGUUGAUAUGUGGUCGGUUGGUUGCAUCUUUGCUGAGCUGCUUCAUGGAAAACCAAUCUUUCCAGGGAAGGAUGAGCCAGAGCAGCUGAACAAGAUAUUUGAGUUGUGUGGCGCUCCAGACGAGGUUAAUUGGCCUGGAGUUUCCAAGAUUCCAUGGUAUAACAGUUUCAAACCAUCAAAGCCAAUGAAAAGACGUCUAAGGGAGGUUUUCAGACACUUUGAUCGACAUGCUUUGGAGUUGCUUGACAAGAUGCUGACCCUUGACCCAUCUCAGAGAAUAUCAGCCAAGGAUGCACUUGAUGCCGAGUAUUUCUGGACUGAUCCAUUACCAUGCGAUCCAAAGAGUUUGCCAACCUAUGAAGCUUCACAUGAGUUCCAGACAAAGAAAAAGCGUCAGCAGCAGAGGCAACACGACGAAGCAGCUAAACGUCAGAAACUGCAUCACCAGCAGCAGCAUGGUCGGCUUCCACCGGUUCAGCAGUCGGGGCAAGGACACCCAAUGAGACCAGGGCCAAAUCCCCCAAUGCAUGCAUCCCAUCCUCAGGCUGCUGGCGGACCUAGCCACCACUAUGCAAAGCCGCAUGGACCUCCAGCAGGACCAGGCAGAUAUCCAGCUGGUGGAAAUCCUUCUGGAGGAUACGGUCACCCUACUCGUGGCCAAGGUGGAGCUUAUGGCAGUGGUCGAUAUCCACCUCAAGGAGGAAGGGGUACCCAAUAUGGUUCAGGAGGGAUGCCAGGUGGAGGUGGUCCCCGCCCGAAUUAUCCUCACGGUGCCCCAUAUGGGUCUUCUGGUACUGGACGUGGCUCAAAUGCGAAUCGCAAUCAACAACAAUACAAUUGGCAGCAGUAACACUUCAUUCCUGCUUAGAUAUAGUAAGCAAAAUGUUCCAACUUAUGUGAAAUGUAAGAAGCAAAGUGUGGAUUGGAAUAUUCCCCGCUUCAUUGGUUUUUCUGAUCCGCCACAUGCAUCGCAAGAGAAGGGAGGCAACGUGUGGGAGGGCAUCGGUCGAACCUGUUUAUAUGGGAAGUUGUUACACUGAAGGUCACGUAAAAUAUAUAAUAUUAUGUGUUCUGUGGACAGUGUCUGAUGUUGUCUUCGUCCAAAUUCACUUGUGAACAGAACCACCAUAAACCUACACACUGCCAAGGAGCACUUAUGUUUUCAUCCGUUUUGUAGUGAAUAUCUUAUUUGUUUGGAUGUUGAAAUUCACUUUUUCAUGAAUCGUAAAUCGAGAUCCAAAUGUGUAACCGCUCUUUUAAAUUUGUGAGCUGAAUUUAUUGGAAAGCUGAGCCACAUCACCUGUUA